AUGCCCAAGCGCAAGCGCGACGAGGCGCGUGGCGGCGGCGAGGAGCGGGGCGCGUCGAGCCACCUGCUCGCGGCGAACAAGGACCUCGGGCAGAACUUUUUGAAGAACCCGGCCAUCGUCGACGCCAUCGUCGAGCGCGCGAAGCUCCAGCCGACGGACAGCGUGCUCGAGAUCGGCCCCGGCACGGGCAACCUCACGGUGAAGCUCCUCGCGCAGGCGAAGAAGCUCACGUGCGUCGAGUUCGACCGGCGCAUGGUCCGCGAGGUCGCCAAGCGCGUGGAGAACGACCCGCGCAAGCACCGCCUCGAGAUGGUCCACGGCGACGUGCUCAAGGUCGCGCUGCCCUACUUCGACGUCUGCGUCGCGAACCUGCCGUACAACAUCUCGUCGCCGUUCCUCUUCAAGCUCCUCGCGCACCGGCCCCACUUCCGGUCCGCGGUCAUCAUGUUCCAGGAGGAGUUCGCCCAGCGGCUGUCGGCGAAGCCCGGCGACGCGCUCUACUGCCGCCUCAGCGUGAACACGCAGCUCCUCGCCAAGGUCACGCAGCUCAUCAAGGUCGGCCGCAACAACUUCCGG
This is a messenger RNA of Aureococcus anophagefferens, 576 nucleotides long. RefSeq lists its product as hypothetical. Gene Ontology annotation, molecular function: rRNA (adenine-N6,N6-)-dimethyltransferase activity. Gene Ontology annotation, biological process: rRNA methylation. The record is from RefSeq and is a predicted model, not a curated record. NCBI's taxonomy places the organism in Eukaryota, Pelagophyceae, Pelagomonadales, Pelagomonadaceae. The annotation marks the transcript as partial. The transcript has a single exon. Gene Ontology annotation, cellular component: mitochondrial matrix.